CGACAACCCGGAACAAGGAAGUCCAACAUUUCUUUCUUCUAAAUAAAUACAGCUGGCUGGUGCAUUAGCUACACCCUGAAUGCAUAGCAGCGACAAACACUCCAGCUACCAUUACAACAGCGCUGCAGCUCAUUCUGAGACCAUCGAGCAAAUCGUGUCUCCUGUUGGAACAUGUCCUCUGGAAGGAAACUAUCGUGGACAUCUGUUGUACCCGCAGUGGUGACCUUGUUGUUGCUGGAUGCUCUUGUUGUUGUGCAGGCGAAGAACUUUGAGGAUGUUCGCUGCAAGUGCAUCUGCCCGCCAUACAGAAACUUCACUGGCCACAUAUAUAACAGAAAUGUGACUCAGAAGGAUUGUAAUUGCCUCCAUGUAGUGGAGCCCAUGCCGGUGCCUGGCCAUGACGUGGAAGCUUACUGCCUGUUGUGUGAGUGCAAGUACGAGGAACGAAGUAGCAACACCAUCAAGGUAACCAUCAUCAUUUACCUGUCUGUUGUGGGUGCGCUGCUGCUCUACAUGCUGUUCCUGCUGCUGGUUGAUCCUCUUAUUCGCAAACAUGACGCCUACACCCAGCCACUGCACAAUGAGGAGGACUCUGAGGAGAUGCGUCCUCCUGUGGACAGUGCCCAGGCCAAAGGAAACACAGUGCUGGAGCGGGUUGAAGGAGCACAGCAGCGCUGGAAAAAGCAGGUCCAGGAACAACGCAAGACAGUUUUUGACCGCCACAAGAUGCUUAGUUAAACCCCACAGCUGACCUCAAAGAAGGUUUAGAAUAACUUACCUGGGCUCAGCGCUAUUACACUGUCACCAGCUGCACUACUACUAACCUUUUUGUUAAUGCUGUGUAUGGCACCCUCUCAAUAAGUAUUUCCUCACUAAGAAGACAUACUGAUCUAACAAGCAGGUGCUUUUUAUUUAUUAUAUGUAACAUUUUAGGCAAAGUUGCAGUUGUGAAAAAAAUGGCAUGGUUGCGCACUGUUAACUGCUUGAAACCAUCUCAAUCAUUUCAGCAAUUUGCAAUGCAACAGAUUUUGAAUGUCUUGAUUUAGUAAAUUAAGCGAGACUGACUAGUUUCUAAGAUUCCUCUAUCAUUUUUCAUUUUAGCUUCUUGCUGAUUUGGUAUAUUGUUAAGCUGUUUUUUUUUCUUGCAGCAUAAUUUAUGAAGUUACCUCAGAACAGAAAUGCUUUGUGUAUGUGAAUGGUCUAUUUGGGUAGAAAGAGUUCUCUACCUAUGCUAUUGUCAAGCAUAGCACAUUUCCUAGUUUAGCACUAGUAAUCAUUUUAGUAAUUUAUUUGUCUCCCAUUGCUGUGCAUAGUUACUUGGGUAUAUUGAGUAUCAUUUGGAUUAAUAGAGUAAUUGAUGGAUUAUAAAUGUUGGGGUUCGUUGUUUUAAGGCUCUGACCUUGCUACAUAUAAGAGCCCCAAUAUGUGCCUUUUCUGUUUCUUUCCUUGUGAGGGUGAAUGUGUGACAACAAAGUCCAGUGCAAAACAUGGAUCCUAAAUGUCAGCAAUUCACAGUUGUGAAAUAUAACAGAUUGUAAGGUCUACCAAUUCAUUAGUUUUAAUAGUGUUAGUUGUUAGUAUAAAUUAAAUAUUUUAUCUUGAAUGUAAAUGUGAAAACUGAUUGAAAAAGGUUUGUUCAGUGAGGUUUUUGCGUGAACAUACUUUCCCAUGCAAAGAGAGAACUGGAGAACGGGGCAUUUCACAAAGCUCUAAAGCUAUCCUCAGUGUAAUCAAAUCUCUCCUACUGGAGAAUGUCCUAAAUCAGUAAAGCUGCUGAUAAUGCGGUUAAGUGUGGCAGAACCAGGAUGCCUCUUUGCCCUCAAGUGAAUAAUUAUGUGUCAGUGAAUUCCCCGUUGCAUCCUACUACUGAAGUUCCCUGUUAGGGACCUUUUAAUACAGCAAACUGGCCCACAUCCUCUCAUGCACAAUGUGAACUGCUGCAGUGUAUUUGUCUGUCACGGUUUGUAUUAUCAUUGAAGUGUUUUUGAUUGAUUGAUUGUAAGUAUAGUUUCCUAUAACUAGUAUCCGUGUUAUGUUGUUGUAUAUUGCUCCAGUCUCACUGGAUUAUGUCACUGCUCAUAUUUAUACAUUCUGCUUGAUGUGAAAUAAAAAUAUAUAUAUAUAAA
Messenger RNA from Anarrhichthys ocellatus (wolf-eel), 2126 nucleotides. RefSeq names its product transmembrane protein 9 (gene tmem9). Bases 172 to 738 code for a protein of 188 amino acids. Lineage: Eukaryota; Metazoa; Chordata; Actinopteri; Perciformes; Anarhichadidae. The record is from RefSeq and is a predicted model, not a curated record. The transcript is spliced from 6 exons. Gene Ontology annotation, cellular component: lysosomal membrane.